Neurospora hispaniola is the source of this 1309-nucleotide messenger RNA. Its product is annotated as NADH-ubiquinone oxidoreductase 21.3 kDa subunit. The transcript is spliced from 3 exons. The record is from RefSeq and is a predicted model, not a curated record. Lineage: Eukaryota; Fungi; Ascomycota; Sordariomycetes; Sordariales; Sordariaceae. Bases 277 to 882 code for a protein of 201 amino acids.
GCGGCAGUGUGGAUGUUGUUGGUGGAUGCCGUUCAGAGACAGACAAGACGCAAAGACUGGCCCGUGCGUCCCUCGACCAACGUCAACGUUGUCGCACAUUAGCAUGACAGCCGCCAGAGCUGUUCCUGUCACCUGCCUGUCAGCCCAAGCUCCCGUUUGGCAACUCGAGAGAGCAUCACGAACUCCAUCAUCCUUGGUGGUCCCCGUCCCUCGGAAUCCACACCUUGUCGUCGUUCACUUACACCACGAUAACAAACGGGUUCUACAGCCGCCACCAUGGCUUCCAAAGUCGUCACCGGCGUGGUCAAGACCACCGCAGGCGGCGUUGUGCCCGUCAGCCAGAAAUACACUGUCCAAUCCGUCGGCGUCUGGGAGCGCAUCCGCCGCGCCUUCGCUAUCGACCCUAACCGCUCCAACGGCGUUCCCUUGGUCCCCUACAACCGCAAUCCGUCCCCCGGCUCUCUCGACCCCUUGGCCUACGAUGAUCCCGUCACCAUUCCGGCCGGCGACAUCGCCGACAACCCGUACUGGAAGCGCGACGCUCGGCGCAACUACCCGCGCCUGAGCGUGGUGGGCCAGGCCGAGGCUGUUGCCUUGCUCAGUGUUGGCAGCGCGAGCCACCCCCGUGUCGAGCUGGUGGGCGAGAACGGGAGCAAGCAGCUGGUUGCGGCGCAGGAGGCUGGCAAGACGGGUGGUUUGGCCAAGUACUUUGAGGGAACCGGUGUGGAGGCUGGUAAGCUUGUGUUGGCGGAGACGGGAGGUCUGCCGCCGUUGCCUAGUGGUGAGAAGCUGAGGGAGGGCGGCAAGUGGGAUGUUUACAAGUAUCAGUUGGCUGAGGAGCCUUCUUAUUCUGAGGCCUACCCUUGCAGGUCGUUCUCUUAAGUGGAAGCAGAGUAAGAUGAGCUUGUGAGCAGGACACAUGAGCUAAAAGGGACCACAGAACCUUUGAUGGAGGGAUGACAACAGACAUAACAAGACCACAGAGACCAGAUACGUUCGGGCUGGUGUACAUAGCAGGCAAGCAAGCAAGCAAGCGGUAGACGGAACGUAUAGACUUUGCUUAGAUUAUGGCAUUCGACGUCCAGAGGGAAAUACGGUUUUUGAGAGUAACUGACGUUUGGGCCAUGACCCAAAUAUGAGAUUUGGCAUAUCUGACCCUCCAGCACUUUGUAUUCUGCCCCGAUUUGAUAUUUCCCAUCCUCGAACUUCCACGUCUAUGGUCCCAAGUCCCGACACCACAUCCUCAGCAUCUCAAACCUUUCUCUUCUCCCUAUAUGGCCUCAUUCGCCUCCCAGUUCCUUAUUCCCCC